CAUAUGUCACGUAGUAAUAUUAAUAAUUUGCAAAGCUGUUUUUCACCAGUAUUAUGGAUGUUCAGGGCACCAUCAGUUAGAAUGAUGGCAUCUCAGUCUCCACCUCGCCUUCCACCCUUGUCAUUGCCUGAGGCCUUGAGCCCUCAGAGUGAUUCAAACUCCAGCAGCACUGGAACGCCCCAUCCAGGUUCUACUCCAGGGGUGGGGGAGUUGGUCAUUACCUCACCGUCUUCGAUCAAUCAAGCCCUGAACAGCCCUGAGGGGAUUACCUGCUUUGGCAAUGAGCGGCUGUUUCUGCUGGAACAGGCUAAACUGUGCAACAACAAGAAGUUGAGUGAUGUCACUCUGGUCGUUGGCGGAAUCAAAUAUUACGCUCACAAAAUAGUCCUGGUGAUGGCAAGUGAGGUGUUUGAAAGUAUGCUUACUGGAGAAUGGAGUGAUUCAGGCAAAAAGGAGCUAGAGCUUAUUGAAGAGCCAAUAUGUGUUGGCGUGUUUUCCCGGUUCCUACAGUUUCUAUACGGCUGCAGUAUUCGCCUCAACAUGGAGAACUCCCUCCCAAUCUUUGUCCUCGCUGACAAGUACGAUGUAAAGGACCUUCAGGUGGUGUGCACAAAUUUUGCUUGCACAUACAUCAUCCCAAAGUUACAGCUGAAGGAUGUGUUCCAUGUGUGGUUCCAAUACGCCACCAAGUGCAUGCACAGGAUACUUGUGCUGGCAUGUAUUAAGGCCAUGGCAGAAAAGAUGGAUGAAAUCAUUGGUUCGUUGGACUGGGAACAAGAGUGGACCGGGCUGGACAAAUAUCAGCUGAUAGAGUUCCUUGACAGCUCUGACCUCAAGGUCAAGGAUGAGUUUGACCUUUGGAAGGGAACCGUCAAGUGGCUCACCCACCCGGGAAACACUGAGAGGGUAGAUAAUCUGGAAAAAAACCUUCGCGAUGUCCUCCCUUACAUAAGAUUUCCCAUGCUGACUGCGGAGCAGAUAUACGAGGUAGAGAAUUGCAAGCUGGCUCAGAAUUUCCCAAGCUUACUGCAGAAGUACCUGAUGUCAGCUUACAAAUACCACGCUCUACCGCUAUCCAUGAGAGCGUGCGUCAGAGAGUUCAAUGGGGCCAGCUUCCUACUGCGGAACUACAGUGAUCUUCGCUGGGAUUGUCGGUUCAAGGUCCAGAAUUAUUCCCAGUGUAGCAAAGGAGAGGAGAAGGGUAUCAGAUUUUCCACCCGAGCUUCGUCCUAUCCCUCUCAAACUUGGGAUUGGGAACUCAAGAUAUACCCCAAGGGUAUCUCGUCAACCUCCGACGAUUUCAAGGUCGUCUUAUACUCGAAUCUCAUCCUUGAUCAACCGAGGCCCAUGGAAUAUUUGCUCUCACUUGUCUCGAAGGAUGAGGUGAUCCAUUCAGUGUGUGGGAAGAAGAAUUUCUCGAAGACUCGAUACAUGAUUGACACAGAACUGGAUAAGAAGGUCUCACUGGCAGAUUUGGCCCAGUCAGACUCUCCGUUACUUGUUGACGACUGUCUCAUACUGCAGAUUACUCUCAAGCCCGCUGAAUAGAUACAUGUAAGGGCUUAGCCAUUGAACACCAUAGAAUCUAAUUUCUUAGUUAAUGGUUCAUUGAAUUUUUAAAAUUCAUGGUAUAGGAUAUUUAUCAAGGAUUAAGAAUUUCCAAGAAUAUAUGUAUUGUGCUUGUAGAUAUUUUUCAACAUAUAGGUUUCUCACUAUUUGGACUUGUAUGAUUAACUUGUCUUGUAAGGGACCUAAGGGUCCUACAUCAUGAACCUGCAUUAGCGAAGUACUAUAAUAAGUUAAUAACUACACAUCUUUAAAGAGACUUGCUGUUAAUAACUACACAUCUUUAAAUAGACUUGAUGUUAAUAACUACACAUCUUUAAAGAGACUUGCUCUUGCUUUAUAGUGUUGGACAUUGAAAAAAAGUUUUGGCUUAAAUCUAAUAUGAGGUCUUUUUUUUCAAUUAUUUUUGUUUUGGCCAAUUUCAGGAGUCUUUAAAUAGGUGAUGCCAUAACUGGAUCAGCUGAACAGGAAAUUGAAUAUUUCGCUAGAUUUAAAAUUUGGGGCAUAUGAUAGAUUUUUAAAAAUAAACAAUUGCAAAAUUUAAACAAUAUAAGUAUCUUUCAUGGCCGAUAGUGUAAGAUAGGUUCAUCCCAACCCUCAAGAAGGGUGUUUUGCGGAAACUAAGUAAACCUCGUUUCUGCAAAACACCCUAUGCUUGCGUCGGAAUGAACCUUUCUUAUACUCUCGGCCAUGGAAGAUACUUAAAAUCUUAAUUGUUGUUUUGUGUAUGGUAGCAGAGUUACAACAGAUGUUGUUUUACAUGUUGUUUAUACCAUGUUAAGUGUUCAGUCAUUUGCGCUUGAAAUGUAAAAGACAAUCACAUCCUUUAAGUGUUGUUGUUUGGGCAUUUACAGUUGUUAAGUCUUUCAUCUCCACAUUCUCAUGUUUGUCUGUUGUUGUUUUUGUAGAAAAUAGAUAGAACAAUUGUAAUAGACUUGGUGUUGUUGUGGUCAGCAUUGUUGGUGUUGUGGUCAGCAUUGUUGGUGUUGUUGUGGUUAAAAAACUUGAACCUUGGCCGUUACUCUGCAAUACAAGAUAUUCCAAUGAAACUUGGUACACCUAUUUGAGGGGACAAUACCCAUAUUUAUAGCAAGGCCCAUAACUCUGACUGCAAUAGUCAAGUUGUGCCCCUUGUUUGAGCGAAAUCAACAGACUGGUGUUGGUGUUCACAUCGCAAUGUUCUUGUUGUUUUCUUUGCUUUUUUUCAUUGUAUUUUUGAAACUACCGGUAGUAUUAUUUGGAGAAGAUUAUAAGAAUACUUUGUUUAUUGAUUUUAAAAUUAUUUAGAAAAUGUCUACUUAGUAUGUAUAAACUUUUGUUUUUAUAAUGAUCUGACUGGUGUUAUAUUAUUUACUUUUGUUUAAAUUGCAUAAACAUUCAACAUUUACACAAGUAUGAUGGCUUGCAUGAUUUUUAUUGAAUUUGUUGCAAGGUGAUUUACAAGAGAUACAAUGGUUGUGCUUUUAAACAUUCCAAUUCCAUUUCUGUUCUUGAUUGUUGAUGUUGAAAUGUAGAGUAUUAUUACAUAGUUAUAAAGUAUGAGUUUAUAGUCUUACAUUUAUGAAUAAUGGGACCAUUUAUGAUCUUAUCAAAGUAUGUAUCAUACAAAAUAAUGGUGCCAUUUAAUCAAUUCCUGUAUCAUACGGAAUAAUGGAGCCAUUUUAUCAAUACCCCUAUCAUACAUAUACAUAAUAAUGGGGCCAUCUGAUCAAUGCCAGUAUCAUACAGGGUCAUCUCAUCAACAUUUGUAUCAUACCGAAUGAUGAGGCCAUCUGAUCUAUGCCCGUAUCAUACGGAAUAAUGGGUCAUCUAAUCAAUGCAUGUAUCAUACGGAAUAAUGGGCCAUCUGAUCAAUGCAUGUAUCAUAUGGAAUAAUGGGGCCAUCUGAUCAAUGCAUGUAUCAUACGGAAUAAUGGGGCCAUCUGAUCAAUGCAUGUAUCAUACGGAAUAAUGGGGCCAUCUAAUCAAUGCAUGUAUCAUACGGAAUAAUGGGCCAUCUGAUCAAUGCCCGUAUCUUACAAAAUAAUGGGGCCAUCUGAUCAAUGCAUGUAUCAUUCAAAAUAAUGGGGCCAUCUGAUCAAUGCAUGUAUCAUACGGAAUAAUGAGGGCCAUCUGAUCAAUGCAUGUAUCAUACGGAAUGAUGGGGCCAUCUGAUCAAUGCCUGUAUCAUACAGAAUAAGGGGGCCAUCUUAUCAAUGCAUGUAUCAUACGGAAUAAUGGGGCCAUCUGAUCAAUGCAUGUAUCAUACGGAAUGAUGGUACCAUUUUAUCAAUGCAUGUAUCAUUAGGAAUAAUGGGGCCAUUUUAUCAAUGCCCGUAUCAUAUGGAAUAGUGGAGCCAUUUUAUAAAUGCAUGUUGCAUACAAUAUCUCUAUUUCAUAUUAAGUUGAAUUUAUACUUUGUAAUAAAUAUAAUAUCUUUAUUGAAACUGUGAGCUUGAUUGGUCAGUUUAGGCUUAACUUCAUUGGUCAGUUCAGGCAAAGUGUAUUUGAUUUUGCAAGUAAAACAUUCAAUUUGAUUGGUUACACUCAAAAAUUAUUUAGCUGAACUUGUUCUUACAGUAUGGUGAUGGAUGGUCUUGUUGUUUUUCACAUGCUGCAAAAUGGUGCUUUGGGUGUGGUAUUAUUAUCUAUUGUGUGAAAAUGUUUUUUUGCUUAUAUGUUAUGGGUUUUACCAACAGCAGUUUAACAAAACUUAUAUAGAUCUGGACAUGGAGGCCAUGCUUGUGAAUGGUAUAACGUGUGUUCGAUACUUUUUAACCAGGUAUAAUGUGUGUUCGAUACUUUUUAACCAGGUUUUCAACGAAAACCGGGUUAUUAGAAUGAGGUUGUCGUUGGGCGGGCGGGCGGGCGUCAAACAUUGGUUUCUGUUCAAUAAAUUUAGUUAGCAUUGAUACAUAUUGAAGAAACUUGGUGUGUAGGUAGCUUAUGUGAAGAGCUAGCUUGGGAUUGCUUUUGAGGGGGGUGGGGCUAAGGUCAAUUUCACUGUUACUAAAAAUAGAAAAAUGGUUUCUGCCCAAUAACUUUAGUUAGCAUUGAUAGAUAUUGACGAAACUUGGUGUGUAAGUUGCUUAUGUGAAGAGCUAGCUUGGGAUUGCUUUUAAGUGGGGAGGGGCUAAGGUCAAGGUCACUAUUACUUAAAAUAUAAAAAUGGUCAAGGUCACUGUAACUUAAAAUAGAAAAAUGGUUUCUGCCCAAUAACUUUAGUUAGCAUUGACAGAUAUUGAUGAAACUUAGUGUGAAGAUAGCUUAUGCGAAGAGCUAGCUUGGGAUUGCUUUUGAGGGGGGUGGGGCUAAGGUCAAGGUCGCCUGUUACUAAAAAUAGAAAAAUGGUUUCUGCCCAAUAACUUUAGUUAGGAUUGAUAGAUAUUGACGAAAGUUGGUGUGUCGGUAGCUUAUGUGAAGAGCUAGCUUGGGAUUGCUAUUGAGGGGGGAGGGGCUAAGGUCAAGGUCACUGUUACUUAAAAUAGAAAAAUGGUUUCUGCCCAAUAACUUUAGUUAGCAUUGACCGAUAUUGAUGAAACUUGGUGUGUAAGUUGCUUAUGUGAAGAGCUAGCUUGGGAUUGCUUUUGAGUGGGGAGAGGCUAAGGUCAAGGUCACUAUUACUUAAAAUAGAAAAAUGGUCAAGGUCACUGUUACUUAAAAUAGAAAAAUGGUUUCUGCCCAAUAACUUUAGUUAGCAUUGACCGAUAUUGAUGAAACUUGGUGUGUACAUGUAGGUAGCUUAUGUACAGAGCUAGCUUGGGAAUGCUUUUAAGGGGGGUGGGGCUAAGGUCAAGGUUGCCUGUUACUAAAAAUAGAAAAAUGGUUUCUGCCCAAUAACAUAAGUUAGCAUUGAUAGAUAUUGGUGAAACUUAGUGUGUAGGUAGCUUAUGUGAAGAGCUAGCUUGGAAUUGCUUUUGAGUGGGGAGGGGCUAAGGUCAAGGUCACUAUUACUAAACAUAGAAAAAUGGUUUCCGCCCAAUAACUUUAGUUAGGAUUGACAGAUAUUGAUGAAACUUGGUGUGUAGGUAGCAUGUGAAGAGCUAGCUUCGGAUUGCUUUUGAGUGGGGAGGGGCUACGGUCAAUGUCACUGUUACUUGAAAUAGACAAAUGUUUUUUGCCAAAUAACUUUUGAUAGCAUUGAUAGAUAUUGAUUAAACUUGGUGUGUGGGUAGCUUAUGUAAAGAGCUAGCUUGGGAUUGCUUUUGGGGGGAGCGUCUCUUUUCGAUAAAAGUAAAGAUAAAGUCAUACAACAAAUUAAUUGGCUAUAAUUUCUGAUUGCCCAUAACAAAAACCUGGUUUCGUCGCAUUGCGGCGCUUCUAGUUUGCAUUUAUUGUUGGAGAAUCUGUUUUUCAAAGUAAAACAUUCAUAUUAUCACAGCCUUGUAGUCAACAUUGAAGUCGGGCACUUCCUAGCUGCCUAUGUGCCAGUACGCGGCUGAAUCUAAAAAAAUCUGAGUGAUUGUCCUUGGACGUCCGAAAAAAAUGCAAAAAUAUCAAAGUUGGCCAUAUCUCAGAGGAGCAUAAAGAUAUUCACAAGGAACUUUUUACACAUGCUACCAAUGACAAUUCACAUGUUAGCAAGGCCCAUAACUCUAGUUUUAUUUGAUUAAAUAACUUAUGCCCCUUGAUCAUCUGAAAAUGUUGUGAACUUUUUUUGGCUAUAUUUAAAAAGUGGUUCAACCCAUUUACAUGAAACCAAUGUAAAUAUGCAUAUGUGAAGCAAAGCCACAUAACUUGGCCUUUAUAAUUGUUGAGUUAUGCCCCUUUAUUGACCUAAAACAGACUAGUAUUGGCACCUGCUUGCAGUGUUUUGUUGUUAAUUCAAGUAAAACUGUAGAGAAUGCUUACAACAUUACAAUUUUGUUAAAUUUUCUUUAUUAUUACUAUAUUGCAAGACUUUAAAGUAACUCGCUCAUGGUUUGUAAAAUGCACAUUUUUUUUUAAUUACAAUAUAAAGUGUGGCAAAUUAUAAAGAGUGUUAAAACAAAAAUACCAAAAGCUGGAACCCUUAAUAUUUUCUUGACUUUACUGGCGUGGGUUUGAACCCCACCAACUCCAAAAUACUUUUUUAUGCUAUAACUGUAUUUUUAUCUGCAAUUUCGAUAUCAUAGAGAAAAAUAAUAAAAUAAGUGUUUUCUGAUGCAUUACAUGGAAAACUAAUUUUUAGUCCAAAAACAUGAGGGAUUCACUUUAAGUUAUUGUCUUUUGUUAAGAUUUUUUUAUUGGUAUUGUAUUCAGAAACUAUUUUGAUGAUUUCAAUACUGAUAAGGUUAAAGUUUGGUUAUUUAUCUUGUUAUCUUGGGACAAUUUUUGUGUUUUCACAGAUCCUUUAGUGCAAUAUCGAUAUUUGUCUACAAAAUAUGUGACUGUCUCUUUGAAUAAAU
Mya arenaria is the source of this 6932-nucleotide messenger RNA. Its product is annotated as BTB/POZ domain-containing protein 17-like. The coding region runs from base 4 to 1548 and encodes 514 amino acids. The record is from RefSeq and is a predicted model, not a curated record. Gene Ontology annotation, molecular function: protein binding. The transcript has 4 exons. NCBI's taxonomy places the organism in Eukaryota, Metazoa, Mollusca, Bivalvia, Myida, Myidae.